AUGUCGCUACGCUUUCCUCUUCCAUCAAACUCGACGCCUCCAGCCUUCCUUCACCACCGGAGAUACCGAAUGACUCCUACCGACACAUUGACCUCACCUUUCAUCUCCUGUGACCAGCACGCCUUAAACUUAAUCAUCUAUCUAUCUAUCUAUCUAUCUAUCUAUCUAUCUAUCUAUCUAUCUAUCUAUCUAUCGCAGUCUGUUCGUAUCUAUCUAUCUAUCUAUCUCAGUUUGUUCGUAUCUAUCUAUUUCAUUCUGUUCGUAUGUAUCUCAAUCUUUUCAUAUCUAUCUAUCUAUCUAUCUAUCUAUCUAUCUAUCUAUCUAUCUAUCUCAGUCUGUUCGUAUCUAUCUCAGUCUGUUCGUAUCUAUCUCAAUCUUUUCAUAUCUAUCUAUCUAUCUAUCUAUCUAUCUAUCUAUCUAUCUAUCUAUCUAUCUCAGUCUGUUCGUAUCUAUCUCAAUCUUUUCAUAUCUAUCUAUCUAUCUAUCUAUCUAUCUAUCUAUCUAUCUAUCUAUCUCAGUCUGUUCGUAUCUAUCUCAAUCUUUUCAUAUCUAUCUAUCUAUCUAUCUAUCUAUCUAUCUAUCUAUCUAUCUAUCUAUCUCUAUCUCAUUCUGUUCGUAUCUAUCUCAUUCUGUUCGUAUCUAUCUAUCUAUCUAUCUAUCUAUCUAUCUAUCUAUCUAUCUAUCUAUCUCAGUCUUUUCGUAUCUAUCUCAAUCUUUUCAUAUCUAUCUAUCUAUCUAUCUAUCUAUCUAUCUAUCUAUCUCAGUCUGUUCGUAUCUAUCUCAAUCUUUUCAUAUCUAUCUAUCUAUCUAUCUAUUACUAAAACAUUUUCCAGUAAUCAGUCUGUCUAUCUAUCUCCUUGUUGCUGCAUUAUUGGCGUAACACAAUCUCCCUCUAUAUACGCAGAAAUUGACUAA
This is a messenger RNA of Acanthosepion pharaonis, 915 nucleotides long. Lineage: Eukaryota; Metazoa; Mollusca; Cephalopoda; Sepiida; Sepiidae. The record is from the annotation of a GenBank genome assembly.